GGUAGGCCCUAGCAUUAUGAAACAUCUGUUGAUUUCGCUCUUACAAUUUUCUGGUACGCUUGCUGUACUGAAAUUUGCUUCAUACUAUGCUGACCAUAUGGUUCUUCAAAGAGGUCCCCAGAGGGCGAUAGUCUGGGGCCAUGCUGCAACGAUAGGUGACGAGGUUACAGUCAUGGUCAGUGGCAAAGGAGAGGUCAAGGUCAAUGUUGUGAAGGAUCCUUAUGGAAAUGAGGGUUUAUGGAAGGCUAAACUGCCAGCUGUAACUGAACCUGGUCCUUUCACCUUGACAGCAUCAUCAUCAGAGGGGGACUUAACUCUAACAGACGUCAUGUUUGGUGACGUAUGGGUGUGCUCUGGACAGAGUAACAUGGAGAUGCCAAUGAAACAGAUCAUAAACUCAUCUUUAGAAAUUGCAGAAGCUCUAAAGUUCAAGACUAUAAGAAUUCUUAAGGCAUCAAUGGUGGAAUCAACCACUCCGCUAGAAGACUUGAAGAGCUUGGUCUUUCAGUGGACUGAUACAAAUGAUGCUGAUGUGUCUCGCUUCUCUGCUGUGUGCAUGCUGUUUGGGGAAUAUAUUCACCCCAACAGGAACUAUCCCCUUGGACUAAUAGACACGACAUGGGGUGGGACGCCAAUUGAAGCCUGGUCCUCUCCCGAUGCCAUCGCAGAGUGUCCGACACCGAAUAAUACGCAUUUGAACAGUGAUACCAUAUAUGAUGGCAACAAUGGUCAAGUUAUGCCAAGAUCCCCACUUGAUAAGUGUGUGUUGUGGAAUGCUAUGAUCAACCCGUUUCUCGACAUGACGAUAUUUGGUGCAUUAUGGUAUCAAGGGGAGUCCAAUGUCUGGUAUCCAGAUCUAUAUUCAUGCCAGUUUCCUGCUAUGAUAAAUGAUUGGAGAAAGAAAUUCCACGCCUGCUCAGAAAAGGAGACGGAUAUUGAAUUUCCUUUCGGAUUUGUUCAGCUUGCUCCUAAUGCCAAAUCUACGGAGGUUGGAGAUUUCCCGGCAAUUAGAUGGUCUCAAACUGCAAAGUUCGGAUUUGUUCCUAACGAGAAGAUGCCGAAAACCUUCAUGUCUGUAGCCAUGGACCUUCCUGACUAUGAUUCCCCGUUUGGAUCAAUCCAUCCACGGUAUAAGCAGGAUAUCGCCUCCCGUCUGGUUCUUGGAGCCAGAGCGGUCGCCUAUGGAGAAGAAGGGGUUAAGUUUCAAGGUCCUCUACCUCAAACCUUCAGCCUUAACAACGUCAAUAACAUCCUUAACGUGAACUACGGAGACGAUAGUCCUAUAAAGGUUCUUAACAACAACGGUUUUGAGGUGUGCUGUUCCAGCAGUAGUACAACCGAAUGCGCAGACUCAGAUGAGUGGGUGGCUGCACCAAUCACAGACCAAGACACAAACUCCGUAUCGGUAUCGGUAGCUGGCUGUGAGAGCAAGUCACCAGUUGGUCUCCGAUAUGAAUGGCGCACAAGUCCCUGUGAUCUCAAAGAGUGUGCCAUAUAUGGCAGUGAUACCGAUUUGCCAGCCCCGCCUUAUAUUACUAAGAGAGGGUUUUAGACAUAAAUGAGAAGGAAGUGUUUCAUGGUAUAACCCUGAAUAAAAUCAUUUCAUUGUAUUAA
Molecule: messenger RNA, 1614 nt
Organism: Haliotis rufescens (red abalone)
Lineage: Eukaryota; Metazoa; Mollusca; Gastropoda; Lepetellida; Haliotidae
Product: sialate O-acetylesterase-like
Exons: 9
Coding region: 17-1552 (511 amino acids)
Biological process (GO): carbohydrate metabolic process
Molecular function (GO): sialate O-acetylesterase activity
Source: RefSeq, a predicted model, not a curated record